Molecule: messenger RNA, 1999 nt
Organism: Cucumis melo (muskmelon)
Lineage: Eukaryota; Viridiplantae; Streptophyta; Magnoliopsida; Cucurbitales; Cucurbitaceae
Product: pentatricopeptide repeat-containing protein At3g42630-like
Exons: 4
Coding region: 477-1754 (425 amino acids)
Molecular function (GO): protein binding
Source: RefSeq, a predicted model, not a curated record
GAAAAAAGAGGGAAAAAGAAAUCAUUAGUCUAAUUCGUCGGUUCAGAAAAAGCCACGCCGCGUCAAACUGUAAAAUUUCCAUAAGGGGAUUUUGCUUCUUUGCUGGCCGUUUGUGGCGGCGGGAUACACGGCCAAAUUUUCCGGCGAAGUGGUCGCUCUUCUUCGUUCUCUCGGCACUUCAGACAAUCCUUUCCACAUUUUGAAGUCUUGUGCUCUAACCAUCGGAUGAAGUAUUUCUACAUCAUCAACAGAUGAGGUGUUUUGCUUCAGGACUCGUUUUCUUAAAAAAAAUGUACUAUUUCGCUUAGUUUUUAAUUAUUAUUAUUGACAAUAUGAGGAGGGGAUUCAACGUCUAACGUCCAGAUUAUUAGAAUGAAAUAAUGAAUAUUCAAAACGAUUUUCCAACGGAGGUUUGGGCAGUGGUUUGUCUGGUUUUCGUGAUCUUUCCGGCUGUUUGAACUGAGAAUCAUUCCACCAUGAAGAUGGACUUUCUUGUCACAACGGUGGCAAAUCCAUACUGCUUUCCAAGAAAUUUCAAACAGGAACGCCCAAUGUUGUCCCAUCAGAGACACACUGCAUGUCGAGCUUCAUCUUGUAAGAUAUUCCAGCAGCAUAAUGAAGGAAGUUCUGUCGACUACGGUUUUAAUAUCAACAAUUCUCAAGUGAUUAAAAAAUUGAGCCGAAGAAGAAUGCCUACUUUAGCAAAAGAGAUUUUCUUGGAGCUGAAGUCUGAAGGUUUUCCUCUAAACAACUCUACGUUGUCCACUAUUAUGGUACACUACAUAGAUGAUGAUUCUCCUCUCCAAGCACAAGCAAUGUGGGAAGAAAUGUUAAACAGUUGUUUUGAACCUUCUGUGCAAGUAAUUUCAAAGUUAUUUAACGCUUAUGGAAAGAUGGGACACUUUGAUUAUAUAACUAAAGUUCUAGAUCAGGUAAAGUUAAGGUAUUCACACUUACUGCCUGAGGCAUACUCACUAGCCAUAUCUUGUUUUGGGAAGCACAAACAACUAGAAUUGAUGGAAAGUACUUUGAGGGAAAUGGUUUCUAGUGGUUUUACAGUUAAUUCUGCUACUGGAAAUUCUUUUAUUAUAUACUACAGCAUGUUUGGUUCUUUAUUAGAGAUGGAAACUGCCUAUGGUCGUCUUAAAAGGUCGAGAUUUCUAAUUGAGAAGAAAGGAAUCAUGGCAAUGGCAUUUGCCUACAUAAGGAAAAGAAAAUUUUACAGAUUAGGUGAAUUCCUCAGGGAUGUUGGUCUUGGAAGGAAAAAUGUGGGGAAUCUUUUAUGGAAUCUUCUACUUCUAUCUUAUGCUGCCAAUUUUAAAAUGAGAAGUUUACAGCGGGAGUUUCUACAAAUGGUUGAAGCUGGAUUUAAUCCAGAUCUUACAACAUUUAAUAUUAGAGCUCUAGCAUUUUCAAGAAUGGAUUUGUUAUGGGAUCUUCAUCUUAGCCUUGAACACAUGAAGCAUAUGAAUAUCGAACCCGAUCUCGUGACCUACGGUUGUGUUGUUGAUGCUUAUGUCGAUCGAAGACUUGGAAGAAAUUUGGAAUUCAUUUUGAGCAAAAUGAAUCCAGUUCAACCUCCAGUAUCAUUAACAGACUCUUUCGUCUUCGAGGCAUUGGGUAAAGGAGACUUCCACAUGAGUUCUGAGGCGUUCAUGCAAUUCCGCAAGCAGAAGAAAUGGACUUAUAGGGAGUUAAUAUCAUUGUAUUUAAAAAAGCAACACAGGAGAAAUCAAGUGUUUUGGAAUUACUAACCCAGAACGUUAUCGAACGUCUUCUCUCAGCAAUAGAGGAUUGUUUUUUGUACCUGAGUUUGGGGAAUUCAAAUGUACUGAAAUGAUUAAGUUGAUUCUUAGAAGUGAAUAGUAAUGUUUCCAACCGUGGUCUUCAUCCCUAACUCAGCUGGGUGGUGUACAGUGUAAUUUAAAAGACGUGUCUGAUAUUUGUUAUAUAUUGUUUAAUCAUCAUCCUUUCCUAUCUCAAGUUUUGAUUUGGUUAA